AUGGCAGAGAAGAUGUCCAUCGACAACAAGCCAAACCCUCCCCGCCGGGACGACUCCGACGACUCGGCCGACUCGACACCCGAGCGAGACCAGAACCCGCCACCUUCCACCAACGACCAUGGCUCCCACGACGCCCAGCAGCCAAAGCGAAAGGGCGGCCGCAAGCCCAUUUACGCAACCUCGGAGGAACGCAAGCAGAGGAACCGCCAAGCCCAAGCCGCCUUCCGGGAGCGUCGCACCGAAUACAUCAAGCAGCUCGAGGAGACUAUCCGUGUCCACGAGUCCAACCUCCACAACCUUCAGACGGCCCACCGCACCGCUGCCGAGGAGUGCUUGAUGCUUCGAUACAAGAACUCCCUACUCGAGCGUAUCCUCCUUGAGAAAGGCAUCGAUGUCCAAGCCGAGCUUCAUGCCAAGACUGGCAGCCCCAAUCUGGGCUCGACCCAUAUGCCCCAGAACUUGGUUCAGCCGCCUCCGAUCCAGCGCGCCAUUAUGAACCGACACCACCAGUCUCGCAAGUCCAUCUCUAGCAUCGCGCCCAAAGCGGAGCCGGGGGCGGUGCCGUCGUCCGCCCACAAGUCCGUCGCGUCCCCAAAGAACCGGUCGAAUCCCCCGCACGCCAGCUCGCCUUCCACUGCCUGCUCGGCCUUCUCACCCGCCCCGUCCGACAGCAUCUCGAUGCACGGCUCAGUAGCGGGGCUGUCCCGACAGUCGCUGCCCACACCGACGACCAAUUCCGCUGCGAGAUCGUCCCUGCUGCAGGCUUCGGGACGCCGCGGCCAUUCAAUUGGCAACGGGGCAUCUUUCUAUCCCACGCCCACUUUCCAGAAUCAAAUGGAGCAACAGCUGGAGCAAGAGUACGAUGGGCGAUGCGACAUGGUCGACGACUCUGAAAUGGAUACUCCCAACGGACACGCUUCAUACCCCCCGGGUUUCACCAACAACCAGCAUACCAUGCUGCUUUCACCCACCUCUACCGUUCCGAAUCAUCAGAUCUCGCACCCACACGAGUCGACCCAGCAAGCUUCGGUAUCCAACCAUCCGUUCCCUUCGAUGACGCAGCUCCUGGACCAAAAUCUCGACUGGGACCCUUUUGGCUUGAGCGCCAGCAUGGCCUUUCCAAGCCACCAGCCAUUCCAGUUUGACCAAGCAAACAUGCGUUGA
This is a messenger RNA of Hirsutella rhossiliensis, 1164 nucleotides long. RefSeq names its product bZIP transcription factor domain-containing protein. The transcript is spliced from 4 exons. Bases 1 to 1164 code for a protein of 387 amino acids. The record is from RefSeq and is a predicted model, not a curated record. Gene Ontology annotation, molecular function: transcription cis-regulatory region binding; DNA-binding transcription activator activity, RNA polymerase II-specific. Lineage: Eukaryota; Fungi; Ascomycota; Sordariomycetes; Hypocreales; Ophiocordycipitaceae. Gene Ontology annotation, cellular component: RNA polymerase II transcription regulator complex.